CAAUAAACGUGUUCACGUAAAACUCCAGACAGUUUCUCUAGACUGGAGUCUUAUCAUCGGGGAGACCUCAUUUUACCUUUAGUUUAGGGAGAGAAUCCACGAAGAGAAAGCAAUAGCUUAUACCUCGGUCUUGCCCAGGGUCAGUGUCGUCGCCGAGUUCAAAGGGACCCAAUUGGACCAUUCCCCUAGAAUGAAUGAGUGUCCUGCCUGGGAACAGCACGGUCAAACAGUUGCCCUCACAUGGCCAUAGCAAGCCCGGUUCACUUAGAAGCAAAGCAAGAGGAGAGGAAAGCCUUCCUCAUUUCUCCUCCAGACUGCAAACACUCAGAAAUGACAUCACACACCCCACAGAGCCCCGGAAUGACUAAGGCAGAGGCAGCCUGAGAAAACUCUGCUCAGCCCUGAGUUUUAGGGCACAGUUAUGCAGAUGAGCGUCUGGGCGCAGGUUCCCGCCUUCUUCCUCUGAGGAAGUUUCUUGGUAGAUCACUGACACCUCAUCCCGGCGAGGGGGUGAAAACUUGGCACCGGCCACCCCUGGGCAGAACACCAGAGAGAGCUUGGAAGCAAGGAGUCGGCAAGCAAACAAUGAAGGAGCAAGGGGGCACCGUCAGUGGCGCCGGGAACAGUCGAGGCGGAGGAGACUCGGCUAUGGCCAGCCUGCAGCCGCUGCAGCCUAACUACCUGUCUGUGUGUUUGUUUGCAGAAGAAUCAUAUCAGAAACUAGCAAUGGAGACGCUGGAGGAACUAGACUGGUGUCUAGACCAGCUAGAGACCAUCCAGACCUAUCGCUCUGUCAGCGAGAUGGCUUCAAACAAGUUCAAAAGGAUGCUGAACCGGGAGCUGACACAUCUCUCGGAGAUGAGCAGAUCAGGGAACCAGGUGUCUGAAUACAUUUCAAACACGUUCUUAGACAAGCAGAAUGAUGUGGAAAUCCCAUCUCCCACCCAGAAGGAUAGGGAGAAGAAGAAAAAGCAGCAGCUCAUGACCCAGAUAAGCGGAGUGAAGAAACUGAUGCACAGCUCAAGCCUGAACAACACAAGCAUCUCGCGCUUCGGAGUCAACACGGAAAAUGAAGAUCAUCUAGCCAAGGAGCUGGAAGACCUGAACAAAUGGGGCCUUAACAUUUUCAACGUGGCUGGAUACUCACACAACCGACCCCUCACGUGCAUCAUGUAUGCUAUAUUCCAGGAAAGAGACCUUCUAAAGACUUUCAAAAUCUCAUCCGACACCUUUGUUACCUACAUGAUGACUUUGGAGGACCAUUACCAUUCUGAUGUGGCGUAUCACAACAGCCUGCAUGCUGCCGAUGUGGCCCAGUCAACGCACGUUCUCCUUUCUACGCCAGCAUUGGAUGCAGUCUUCACAGACCUGGAAAUCCUGGCUGCCAUUUUUGCAGCUGCCAUUCAUGAUGUUGAUCAUCCGGGAGUCUCCAACCAGUUUCUCAUCAACACAAAUUCGGAACUUGCUUUGAUGUAUAACGAUGAGUCUGUGCUGGAGAACCACCACCUCGCUGUGGGAUUCAAACUGCUCCAAGAGGAACACUGCGACAUCUUCCAGAAUCUUAGCAAGAAACAACGCCAGACGCUCAGGAAAAUGGUGAUUGACAUGGUGUUAGCAACGGACAUGUCUAAACACAUGAGCCUGCUGGCAGACCUCAAAACGAUGGUAGAAACCAAAAAAGUGACAAGCUCGGGUGUUCUCCUUCUGGACAACUAUACUGACCGGAUACAGGUCCUUCGUAACAUGGUACACUGUGCAGACCUAAGCAACCCCACCAAGUCCUUGGAAUUGUAUCGGCAAUGGACGGAUCGCAUCAUGGAGGAGUUUUUCCAACAGGGAGACAAAGAACGGGAGAGGGGAAUGGAGAUUAGCCCAAUGUGUGAUAAACAUACAGCUUCUGUGGAAAAAUCCCAGGUUGGUUUCAUUGACUACAUUGUCCAUCCACUGUGGGAGACCUGGGCAGACCUGGUUCAACCCGAUGCUCAAGACAUUCUGGACACCCUAGAAGAUAACAGGAACUGGUACCAGAGUAUGAUACCCCAGAGCCCCUCCCCACCCCUGGAUGAGAGGAGCAGAGACUGCCAGGGUCUUAUGGAGAAGUUUCAAUUUGAACUGACCCUUGAAGAAGAGGACUCUGAAGGACCAGAAAAGGAAGGAGAAGGCCACAGUUACUUCAGCAGCACAAAGACACUUUGUGUGAUCGAUCCCGAGAGCCGGGAGUCCCUGGAAGAGACAGACAUAGACAUUGCGACAGAAGACAAGUCCCCGAUCGACACAUAAGUUCCUUCGACGUGGAGAUGAACAUUCCACCUUUGACAAGCAUGCCAGCUGAGUGGUAGGGCCAGCCUACCAUGGCCAAGGCCUGCCCAGGACAAAGGCCACCUGGCCUUUUCCAGUUACUUGAGUUUGGAGCCAGAAUGCAAGGCCGUGAAGCAAAUCGCCCUUCCGUGCUGCCUUGCCUUGCCUGCAAGCUUGGCGGAGCCCCGCAGCUGUGUGUGGUAGUGAGGCCCAUUCCCAUCACAGCGAGACGGCUUGAAAGCAGAGGCUACGAAGCCGAGAGAAUGCUCUGCACUAGGUGUUGGGAGGCCGUCCCAACAGGCGACUGAACUUACUAACAACUUCAUUUCUAACUCUCACCCACCCCAUUGUCUGCCCACCUGUGUGCCUUUUUUGUACAACGUUUUCGUGUCUUUGAAACGCCUGUUGACUCUCUAGAGUUUAGUACCAACUUCUACACAGACACGUGUUUAAAUUUGACACAAACAGUUUUUGAGUCUUUCUGGGAAAACAAAACCAGAAGGAAAGCAAACAGUCUCCCUUCUUUCUUGGGCAAUAUCUUUGGCUCUCCUCCAGUUAACUUUGGCAAACAGACAGGACAGAUGCACUUCUAAGCACACGCCACUUCUUCUUUCUCUUUGUCCAGUCGGACUCCACAGCGGUCUCUGCAACUUCGAUGUUUGCCUGCCUGGAGUCGUUUUCCCCUGUGAAAUUCCUCUGCUUGGCUGUAAACUGAUGGAGAAAGCUGAACACACCAAGGAGCCCGGGGGAAGCUGUGGGGUUUGCUAUCCAUCUAUGUAGUGCUCAGUCAUGUAGGCCGUGUGUGCUGCUGUGCCCCAGCCUCCAUGCCUCUGUGACUCGCACGCCUCCUGCUGUCCCUUCCCUCCCACCUCUCGUCACUCAAGUAUACGACUUUCAACUUAAUGCUGCCGUCUUUGUCUUGCACUGCCUUCCUGCACUAACACUCCUCUCCACUCCUGUUUAUAACCGUGUAUUUAUUACAUCAUGUACAUAUUGUAAUGUUUUGUAAGUUAUUAAUUUAUAUAUCUAACAUUGCCUGCCAAUGGUGGUGUUAAAUUUGUGUAGAAAACUCUGCCUAAGAGUUGCAACCUUUUCUCGUAAUGUUUUGUAUUGUGUAUUAUAUAAUCCAAACCUUGCUUAAGAGCAACAUGAAGCCCCAUUAGCAACGAGGACAGGAAUGGCCAUUGUUCCAAGGGUCUGCCCUUUCCUUGUCUGAGUCCCUAAUCCUGCCCACCCCUUUGAUGAGCUGGUUUUGCAAACAGGAUUCUCACAUUAGAUACUAAAUGGUUUAUACUGAGGUUUAUUUUGUACAGUUUGAUAGGGGCUAGGAGCACUGGGAUGCAGUUUUGACCCAUGUUCUAUCCAAGUCUCUGUACGCACGAGUUGGGUUGUCCCUGGGCUCUGCUCUAAUUGUGGCUUUGGUUCUAAAAACACAACACUACAUUCGCUCACAGAUGAUACUGAGUGUUCCCGAACUACUGACUUGGAAGAGCUAGCCUCCAUGCUGCUCCCAGGCAGGGGAGACGUGUUCAAAUUCACCAUGAAAGGAAACAAUAAGACAAUGUGAAUUUUUAUCGUAGAAUGUGAAGUGACGUCGUAAAUUAUACAAAUGUGAAGCUUCUGAUAACACUUGUUAGGCCUCUUCCUGGUGUCAGUUUCAGUCUGUAAAAUAUGUGUCAUGCUUCAGUUUAGCCUUGUGACAUCGGUUAAAGAAAAUGGCACACAUGUGCAUGACCAAUGGGUUCGUAUGUCUGUAACACUGCGUUGCUCCAGGUAGACAUUAUAUUGUUUUCAAAGGUUUCUCACAAUGUAUGUUAUAAUAUUAUUACUAUUAUAUAUUGUGCUCAGAUGCAUUCGUAAGAGACUUUUAUAUGAGCUGAAUAAACAAAAGCAUGAAUAGA
Molecule: messenger RNA, 4199 nt
Organism: Myodes glareolus (Bank vole)
Lineage: Eukaryota; Metazoa; Chordata; Mammalia; Rodentia; Cricetidae
Gene: Pde4b
Product: phosphodiesterase 4B
Biological process (GO): signal transduction
Molecular function (GO): 3',5'-cyclic-nucleotide phosphodiesterase activity
Source: RefSeq, a predicted model, not a curated record